AAUUUGGAAAGCUUGUUGACAAUGAAUCUGUCCCAUAAUAACCUCUCUGGUGUUGUUCCCAAGACUUUUGAUCACCUUCGUGGCUUGGAGUUCGUUGACAUAUCGUACAAUCGAUUAUCGGGUUUAAUUCCAGAAAACAAAGCAUUUCAAGAAGCUCCUAUAGAAGCAUUGCAAGGGAAUCAAGGUCUGUGUGGCAACGCUACAGCUUUACAGCCCUGCAGUAAGACACAUGGCAAAAUGAAGCUCGUGUACUUGGUAUUCCCACCUGUGGUAGGAGUACUUGUACUUCUUUUCUGUGGAGUUUUUUUCACUUACAGAAAAAAAAAGAGAUGUCAACAAACAGAUGAAGAGGCCAUGCAGCCUAAGGAAUUUGAACUUCGUUCAGUGUCAAUUUUUGAAGGAAAAUUGUUGUAUGAAGAAAUUGUAAAAGCAACUGAAGAUUUUAAUGAUGCUUAUUGCAUUGGAAAGGGAGGCGUUGGAACUGUAUACAAGGCAAAGCUUCCAUCUGAUGAGUUGGUAGCAGUAAAGAAACUCCACUGUGAUGGUGUGAGGAGCUUUGAAAAAGAGUUCUUAAACGAGGUGAUGGCAUUGACUGAGAUACGCCAUCGGAAUGUUGUGAAACUUUAUGGCUUCUGUUCACAUUCACGACACUCGUUUUUGGUCUAUGAGUACCUUGGGAGGGGUAGCUUGUUCUCAAUCUUGUGUAAUGAAGAAGCAGCCAAGCAAUUGGAUUGGAGCAAGAGGGUAAAUAUCAUCAAAGGUGUGGCUGAUGGCCUAUCAUACAUGCACUCUGAUGUAUCACCACCAAUUGUUCAUCGAGACAUAACCAGCAAGAACAUUUUGCUAGAUGCAGAAUAUGAGGCUUGCAUUUCGGACUUUGGCACUGCUAAGCUGCUAGAGAUUGAUGCAUCUAACUGGACUGCUGUUGCAGGCACAUUCGGAUAUGUGGCACCAGAGCUUGCUUAUACAUUGAAGGUGACCGCGAAAUGUGAUGUGUACAGCUUCGGAGUGUUGGCACUAGAAGUAAUGAAUGGGAAGUACCCGAGUGAUCUAAUCCGGUCUUUGUUGUCACCAGCUGCAAUCAGAGAAGGAAAUUUGCCUGAAGAUGUGUGGGACGGCCGCCUUGAACCUCCCAUGGGUAAAACUCUAGAGGAACUUGUUACUGUCUUAAUGCUAUCUGUCGCAUGCCUACAUCCAAAUCCACAGUUUAGGCCUACCAUGUAUGAUGUUUCUCAGAUUAUAACAAUGCAGAUCUCUCAGACAGACUUAGACAAAUACAAGACUCAAUCUGUAUUUGUUAUUUAGGGAGCAGAAUCUGAACUUGGUUCUUCUUUGCAUAAG
This is a messenger RNA of Fragaria vesca subsp. vesca, 1341 nucleotides long. Its product is annotated as probable LRR receptor-like serine/threonine-protein kinase At4g08850-like. The transcript is spliced from 2 exons. The record is from RefSeq and is a predicted model, not a curated record. The coding region runs from base 22 to 1305 and encodes 427 amino acids. NCBI's taxonomy places the organism in Eukaryota, Viridiplantae, Streptophyta, Magnoliopsida, Rosales, Rosaceae. Gene Ontology annotation, biological process: protein phosphorylation. Gene Ontology annotation, molecular function: protein kinase activity; protein binding; ATP binding.